Molecule: messenger RNA, 4516 nt
Organism: Ylistrum balloti
Lineage: Eukaryota; Metazoa; Mollusca; Bivalvia; Pectinida; Pectinidae
Product: kelch-like protein 26
Exons: 10
Coding region: 63-2000 (645 amino acids)
Molecular function (GO): protein binding
Source: RefSeq, a predicted model, not a curated record
UGGACGCAGUACCAUGCAAAUAUUGUAGUUUACUAUGCUGAUCUAUUGUAACUUAUAACGCUAUGGCGACCGGUGAUAAUUCCCACCUGGCCAUGGAGGAAUGCUCCACUGUGGAGUUCGGCCGGCUCAUGAUGGAGAACAUGUAUGAAUCCUACAUGACUGGUCAUUUGUGUGACUUCUCGGUGAAAGUCGAGGGGAACACAUACAGAGUACAUAAGAUAGUGCUGGCCAGUUGCAGCGACUAUUUUAAGGCUGUGUUCUCUCAUGAUAUGCUAGAGAGUCGACAGGAAUAUGUGGAACUAAAAGGCCUGACAGAGAAAGGAGUCCAUCCACUCAUUAAAUAUGCAUACACUGGUUCUGUAAUUCUCACGUUAGAUAACAUACAGGAUGUCAUAUGUGCUGCAACAUUUCUACAGAUGACAGCUGCUGUUGAUCUUUGUAUAGAAUACCUGAAAAAGAAGAUGACGUUUGACAAUGCUGAGGAGUUAUUGGGUAUAGGCGAAAUACUUUCUAUACCUACUUUGAAAGUUCAUUACAGGGAAUACAUCUUAGAAAAUUUUCUUCAAUUUUCAGAGACAGAAUCUUUUUUGAAAUUGGAUCCAGAUACAUUGAUUGACUAUCUGAUAGAUGACCACCUGCGGACCACAACAGAGCUGCAGCUGUUGAAAGCUGCACUCAGGUGGUAUGAACAUGACCCUAAAGCUCGGGAAUGUAAAGCCUUUGAUGUUUUAGACAAAAUUCGAUAUGUAGUGGAUGGUUGGCCAGCAAUAGAAUAUGCCAUGAAAAAUGAGCCCUUCAGGUCAAAUAAAAAAUGUAGAGAUAUUGUGAAAUUCUGUACUGAAUAUAUGGUAAAUGCUACGAAAAGGUAUACCUACUAUGAUCACAGGACACGUGUGAGAUUUGAAACAAAAACAUUGGUGCAAUUUGGAGGGGUGACUAUGUUUGAUUUGUACGAGGAUACUGAAAUGCCCCCAGAUGAUUUUGGUGAUCGGUGUGGCUGGGAGAGGAACCAUUUCUACCAUACCGACCUGAAACACUGGUUCCCUCUGGGAUGUGUUCGUGUUAUGGAAGCCAUGUCCCAUCUGACCGUCACAGAGGUAAAUGACUGCAGCAUCUUAUGUGGGGGGUAUGUGUAUGAUAUGGAUGAGGAUUUGGCAUCCCGCAGUGCCACCCGACAAGUACGUAUGUUCACCCCUAGCCACCUCAGUAUUUGGGACAUGGAAAGUAUGAAGCAUGAAAGAGCUCAGCAUGCAGCUGUCUAUCUCCCAGGGAACAUCUAUGUGAUAGGAGGCAAAGACAAUAAACAGCCACUGGCCUCGGUGGAAAAGCAUGAAUGUGAGGAAGGGAUGUGGUACUAUGUAAAGCCCCUCCCCAAACCACUGUAUGACCAUGCAGCAGCUGUAGCAGAAGGAAAGAUCUAUGUGACAGGAGGCGUGGAAGUUACACCCACCAACAAGAUGUGGUGUUUUGAUCCUUUGCUUAACAAGUGGCAUAAGAAAGCUUCUUUACUACAAGCACGAGCAGGACAUGGGAUGGUAAGCCUAGGUGGAGUCCUGUACGUAUGUGGUGGAUACAGGGAGAUGGGCUUUGAGGGUCCCAACACUGAGUCAUGUUUGGAUUCUGUGGAAUCCUACACACUUCAAACAAGACAAUGGACCAGUCUCGCUCCGAUGCCUAUUAGUGCAUAUGAUGUUGGCAUUGUUGUGUUAAAUGAGAAGAUCCUGGUGGCAGGAGGGGAGACUUUAGGAGGUGAUUUGAUAUCUAAUAUUCAACAAUACGAUCCCCAGCAGAACCGUUGGACCCAGUACGGUAGACUGGAGAGGCAACUGAAAGGUCUAGGACUCUGUGCUGUAACAGUCAAGUUUGCCAAGAAGGGACCAGGUGAUGACUAUGUAAAAGCAUUUACUGAGACGGAAGCUGCGUCUAACGUGUGUAUGGUGGAUGCUGGACAUAUAGAGGACUCAGAUGAUACUGAUGACUCUGAAUUUUUCCUCCUUUGAUGAUUGAACACUAACAUACCUCUAGAACCCAAGAGUCUCUGAAUGCCAGUCGAAUAAUAAACAUGCACUGUGAUGGCUAGGAAUUUACACAGACUGGGAGCUUGGACACAGGACUUUGGAAUGAGGACAAAGAGUAUUAAAUUUGAUCUGAAAAGAAUUGAUGUUAUUAAAAAUCUAUUUGUGAAAAAGUAUGAUAUAGAUGUUUAAAUUUACUACAGAAAGAUCAAAAUAAUCAGUGUCAUAGUAAAACAAAUUGUUAUUGUGUCUAAAAAAAAAUAUUGCUGACACGUUUAUAAUAGGUAUUUAAGAGAUUUAUUCAAAGUUUAUUUGAACCAGAAAUUUGAGCAUCAUGUUGACAAUUAUGAAAUGGCAUAAUUGCCAUCAAAUGAUGUGCUACAUUUAGUGGUCAUAACUACAAUGGUAAUUUUAUUCUUAUGGUCUCAUUGCACAAUAUUUAUGGGUCAAAAUAAUCAGUUUUAAAAGGAAAAAAAACUAUAAACUUGGUAUCGAAAUUAUUAAAAUAAUUAGAGAUCAAUCAAGAAAUUACCUGUCUACAAUAUUUUUGUUAUCAAUGUAAAGAUAUUGUUUUUGUCAUCAAGGGGAAGUAAUUAGAAUAUGUUGAAGAAAUUCUUACAAAAGAUCUGAUUGUGCUACUGUCUUAUCAUCAAAGAUCUAUUUACAUACCUAACAGAAACUGCAUUAUAGGCAUUUUAGGCAAUGUUUCCCAAAGUUUAAACUGAUUACCUCCCCAUGUUUGAAACAGGUUUGUAUAUUCAUUGAAAUACUAUUGUUGUAAAUCGAAUUGAUAUAUCAUUGAAGCCAUUUGUGAUAAUUUCAAGGUAUUUUAUACAAACAGCAUUUAAAACAUUUGUUUGAUUUUUUCCUAUUGAGUUCAACAAGAGUAGCCAUGUUGAGAGUUGAAGUAGGAUUAUGUAAAUGUUGUAAAGCUACAGUGAUUCUUUAACAGGAUAAUGUUGAUAUGUGAUACUUUUGUCAAGUUGCUAUACAGAGUUCAUUUAACCAGGAUUAUGUUGAUGUUGCCAGUGUCUAAUCUGUGAGUAUGUAUGUUUCACACUCACCGUUUAAACUAGCCAGGUACUUAAGAUCUAAUUCACAAAUGAAAAAUACUGUAGGGAUAUCUCCAUAUAUGUAUUUACUCAAUUACUCCAUCAUUGCUGCAUUAACUCAAACAUAUUGAUGUCACACCUUUAAUUAUGACUGACUUAUGAUUCUGUAGGAAUCUGGGGAUAAAAAUAUCAGCCUAGUUACUCCUUGCCACCAGACCUAACCCUGCUGCCAGUACUCUGCUGAUUAACUCAAAGUUAAUUACCAAAUUAGAAUAAAAACUUAAUAAAAGAGAAAAUGUAUGUUACUUCAUUGUUAUCAUUUGAUGAAAGAUCCAAAUUCAUUGUCAGCAUUUUUUGGUUUACUAAGUUUGAAGGGGACGAAAAAAGGUCAAAAUGUUUUACACAACAUGCAUCUAAACUGUUAAAUUUCUUGGAGAAUGUUUGUAGAACUUUUUAUGGUGAUGUAAUACCGGACAUUUCAUAUCAACACAGAAGAAAAUCUAAUUUCAGUCUUUUUGAAUCUCAGAAAAAUAGAUAAUUCCAUAUAUAGUUUCAACUAAAAAUAAAUAGAUACAAUUCAAUCUUUGUUAAGAUUUCCAUUUUCAUCUCUGAUGAAAAGGAAGUGGUGUUGAUGUCCUAAAUAGGCCUCAAUCUUCAUUUCAUUCUCACUUGUAACUUCAACAUGUAAGGUUAUUUGCUGCUACGUGUUAGCAACCAGCUACAUGUGGUUGGAGAAUGAACUGCUUAUAAACCUGGCUUUAGGUGCUUCUCCUUUUAUUUCUGUUUCAUUUCUUCAUAUCAUAUUGUAUCCAAUGUGUUCAGUUUAUACAUGUAAUAUCAUUUAUAUUUGCUAAUUGAUGUUGACACCCGCAAGCCUUUCUCGUAUUACACAAAAUAUGAUUACGUACAUAUUAUCGACUGAUAUUACCAAUGGUAAAUUUAUUGUCCUGUUCACACAAAUUGUCUGUAUUUCAUGUAGCAGGCCAUCUAUUGGUAUUGAUGUCAAAAAUCUUAUCAAAGUAUAUCUAUUUCACCCUGGUUGUCCCAGACAGAGGUGGGGAGUUGGUCUUGAUGUUGAAGGAGACCAGAAUACCCUGACAUAACCCACAUGGUCAGGCAGGUAACCUGGAUACUUUUUCAAGAAAAUGUCCAAUUGAGGGAAAGGAAUCCUCGCUUUCUUUGUGAGAGGCAAGGGAGCUAACCGCUGAAUGACUUGGUCAGCUGCUCUGUCUCUCAGUAUAUCAGUAGUUUUGUGUUUCUGAAAGUAUGUAAGAUAUCGGUCGCUAUGGAUGAUAAUUGGAUGUAUGAAUAUUGUUACUGUGUGAAAACAUUUGGUGUUAUCUGUAAUUACUAGGUUUUGAAUGUAUCUUGUUUAUUUAGUUUUAAAACAGAAAUUUUUAAGAUUUUGUUUAUACCAAUUUUUCAUUGUACAGUUGCGAUAUACUCUAG